Messenger RNA from Silurus meridionalis, 1609 nucleotides. It is a transcript of the gene rtf2, whose product is annotated as replication termination factor 2. Bases 105 to 983 code for a protein of 292 amino acids. Gene Ontology annotation, biological process: mitotic DNA replication termination; site-specific DNA replication termination at RTS1 barrier. The record is from RefSeq and is a predicted model, not a curated record. NCBI's taxonomy places the organism in Eukaryota, Metazoa, Chordata, Actinopteri, Siluriformes, Siluridae. Gene Ontology annotation, cellular component: nucleus. The transcript has 9 exons.
UUUCUUUGGUUGUUUGUUUGCUACCACCAACUAGCUAGGUUAAGGUUUGUUCGUUGUGUGAACUCUCUGAAUUGUAUAUAAAAUAUUUGGACUUGUGAGUAAAGAUGGGAUGUGACGGAGGAACCAUUCCUAAAAGACACGAACUAGUCAAAGGACCAAAGAAGGUGGAAAAGGUGGACAAAAAUGCAGAGCUUGCUGCCAAGUGGAAAUACUGCAGCCUGAGCCAAGAGAAGCUACGCCGCCCUAUUGUGUCCUGUGAACUUGGGAGGCUAUACAAUAAAGAUGCCAUCAUUGAGUAUCUGUUGGAUAAAUCUGCCGAAAGACCAAACACUGAAGUUGUUGCACACAUACGUGCCAUCAAGGAUAUAAAAGAGUUGAACCUGACUGAUAACCCAGCAUGGGAAGGCGAGAGAAGGAAUGCUAAGGGUGACCGCUAUGAAGACAUGCAUUGCUCUAUGUUUAUCUGCCCUGUAGUGGGACUGGAAAUGAACGGCAAACACAAGUUUUGCUACCUACAAAGCUGUGGCUGCGUGUUUUCAGAACGAGCUCUCCGGGAAGUGAAGACCGAGAUCUGUCAUAAGUGUGGAGACCCCUUUCACGAAGAUGAUCUUGUGGUCCUGAAUGGAAGCAAAGAAGAGCAAGAAGAGCUAAAGAAGGCAAUGGAGGAGAGAAGGGCUAAAGCUAAAACAGCAAAGAAGUCGAAGAAAACCAAGGCUCUUGAGACUGUUUUUAAAUCACCAGAACCAAAAGAUUCCGAGUCUAAAUCGGCAAAUGGAGAGAGCAGCAGCAGUGACUCAGCACCAGGUCCCUCUGGCUGUUCUAAGCUUGUGAAGUCUGCCGCUGCAGCAGGGAGUAAAAGGUCCAUUCAGGAAAUGGAGGAGAAGUCUGAGGCCUACAAAUCCAUCUUUACAUCUCACAGCUCUGCCAAGCGUACCAAAGACCAGAUGUCCAACUGGGUUACCCACACACCCUACCACUUUUAAGGGCCACAUGAGAAGUAGUAUGUGGGAGGAAAAGUGCCCUCUAGUGGUAACAGUGGAUAUAUUUUUUAAAGCUUUUAUCAUUUUGUUUAAAAAGGCAUUUCCCUUAAAGACAUCCGACCUAAUUUAGUAAUUGUGUUUUGUGUACAUUAUUCUUCCAAACACCUUCUUUGUGUAAGCAUAUUUUUAUUUCUGAUUGUUUUUUUCUGACAUAAAAAAAAGUUUUUAUCCCAUUUUCUGUUAUAUUUCACUUAUGUUAUUUACAGUAGUGUUACAUAAAACUGUUGUAUUAGAACUGGUAGAAAUUCAGACUGUUGGUCUCUUGGGGUUUGAGGCCACGUUUAUACUUUUUGUUGAAUAAUAUGUCACUCUCACUGUCAGUAGAGGUCAACCUAUUUAAAUGUUUCCAAUGGAACAGCUUCAGUGUGCAUUGGACUAGAUAAAAAGGAUCAUUUAAAAUGAUGUACUGUUAAAAUGCCCCUCACGCUUAUGUAAAAAUUGAACCAACUCUGUGCAACUGCCCCCAUUACAUAACAGAGCCACUCGAUUUUCUUUAAUUGGUCUCCCACAUCUGUAUAUAUCCUGUGAAAGAGCAUCUUUGAUAAACUUUAUAAAGACUUGCCUAAAUA